Homarus americanus (American lobster) is the source of this 3842-nucleotide messenger RNA. RefSeq names its product soma ferritin-like. Gene Ontology annotation, molecular function: ferric iron binding; ferrous iron binding. The transcript is spliced from 5 exons. The record is from RefSeq and is a predicted model, not a curated record. Lineage: Eukaryota; Metazoa; Arthropoda; Malacostraca; Decapoda; Nephropidae. Gene Ontology annotation, cellular component: cytoplasm. Gene Ontology annotation, biological process: iron ion transport; intracellular iron ion homeostasis. The coding region runs from base 403 to 1056 and encodes 217 amino acids.
AGGCCAGCGGGUCACCCCACCACAAGCAGUGUAUCUUCCCUCACACGCACCGCCGCCUCCCCUUCUACGUGUCUCGCCACACACUCCUCCUAUACCAACCUCUAAAGGAGAGUCACUCUGUCCUGCUCCACUGUACAGGCCACAACCUUUAAUCAGCCUGUAAUUAAAAAAAAAGACUGAUCAUUUUGUUCAAGGGAUCUUAACUAUAAUUACCUAAAACGUCAUUUGUUAUCGGUUUAACGUCUUGGUUUACUGAGUAUAACAAAGUAUACAUUGGUAUAUUAUUAACUAUAAAACACUCCAGUAUAUACGUUGGAGGGACCCUUGUGGAGUGAGUGGCUGAGACCCGGUAGAAGUAGUAGUGAGUGACCAGUGCUUGACGCCUUCACCACCACCACCACCAUGAGGACCUCCCUCGCCCUCCUCCUCCUCAGCCUCGUCCCCUGCCUCGCCACCUCCAGGAAGGACCAUUAUAGAUUCCGGGACGACAUGCCAGCGGACGAGGAUGACGACCAUAACAACGGCUACAGCAACAGUAUUCUGUCUCUGUCACGCUGCCGCCACAACUACCACGAGAGGACGGAGGCUGGCAUGAACCGUCAGAUCAACUUCUUCAUGCAUGCUGGAUACGUCUACAACAGCAUGGCACACUACUUCGGCAGGUGUGACGUUGCGCUGCCAGGGUUCCAGAAGUUCUUCCAGCAGUUGACCCAGGAGCAGCGGGAACGAUCUGAGACCCUGAUGAAUUACCAGAACCUGAGGGGCGGCUUCAUCACCCUCCAGCCCGUGACUGCACCCAGCAACUCCGAGUGGGGCAGCGGGAGAGACGCCAUGAUUCAAGCCUUAGACCUGGAGAAGAGUGUCAACCAGGCGCUGCUGGAGCUACACAUGGUGGCGCUACAACACGAGGAUGUCCACGCCGCUACCUACAUCCAGACCGCCUUCCUCAACCCCCAGGUGGAGAAGAUCUUCACUAUUAGUCAAUACAUCACCAACCUUGAGCGUGUAGGGUCAGGCCUAGGCGAGUACAUGUUCGAUAAACUUCCCCAGAACUAGAUCUUAGUACCAAUAGAGCCAGGCACCAUUUUCACCGGGACCAGGCUCCACUCUAAAGGACUAGGCAUAAUUCACCAGGACCAGACACCCUUCAAAAGUACCACGCUCCACUCUAAAGUACCAGGCAUCAUUCACCAGGACCAGACACCCUUCAAAAGUACCAGGUUCCACUCUAAAGGACUAGGCAUAAUUCACCAGGACCAGACACCCUUCAAAAGUACCAGGUUCCACUCUAAAGGACUAGGCAUCAUUCACCAGGACCAGACACCCUUCAAAAGUACCAGGCUCCACUCUAAAGUACCAGGCAUCAUUCACCAGGACCAGGCACCCUUCAAAAGUACCAGGUUCCACUCUAAAGUACUAGGCAUAAUUCACCAGGACCAGACACCCUUCAAAAGUACCAGGUUCCACUCUAAAGUACCAGGCAUCAUUCACCAGGACCAGACUACCAUCACAACAGCCAACAGAUCCGGUGCCCAUACACCUGCUUGAAACAACACACUCAUUUACACUCAACACAACAAGUUCUAGUGGAGGCGACAAUAGACACAGGUAUCAGAGAAUCUUGUGAGGUUAAAGUUUAUCUCUGUAAAACAAAAAAUUAAAUGAAACGAAAGUAAUUACUAAGGAACCAUUAAUCAAAUUGCCAUUUUCAUGUCUGAGGGCUGGCAACCGUGGUCCACAUUUAGAGACAAAAAUCACAUAUCAAGAAGCAGGUCCGUCUAUGAUUAUAUAAAAAAUCAUAUAACUUAAAUUUUUUUUACAAGUUAUUUAUAAACACUGAAAAAAGUAGAUCUUUUGUUUUUUGAAGAAAUUUUCUGAGUUUAAAAGCAACAAAAAAUAAUAAGAAAAUACAAAAACACCAUUUAGGAAAACUAAGCAAAAAAAUAUGAAUGGUUGUUAAUUUAAGACUGAUUAAAAACACUUAAAUAUAUAUAUUAGAAACAAAUCUCUAUUUUUUAUGUCAAGCUUAAAUACAGUACAUAUCUGUUGAGUUAAUGUAUAUAUUACGUCAGCAAGUUCCGCCGUCAUGCUUGAGGCUGUUGCAAAAAAAAAAUAAAAGAAAUCCCUGCAACGUGCAACAUAAUCCAAUACCUUAUACAUAAAUUAUCUUUAUAUCAUUAGUGCCUUAUAUUAUCUUAUACUUUUGUACUUUCCUUAUAAAUAUUACCUAUUAUACUGUUGGUGCCUUAUACUCUCACUUAUACUGUAUUACUUUAUCUCAUCUCUUUAUAAUUACUAUCCUAACUUAUACUUACAACCCCUUAUCCCUACCCUACCUUAUACUCUCAACCUUUUAUACUUACACUGCCUUAUACAUGAAUUCCCUUAUACCUUUCAUCUUGAGCAAAUUUAUCUGAAUUAGAAAAAAAAAUGUAUUCUCAUAAUUGUACUAGUGUAGUCAUGUAGCCUCUUAUAAUUACACCUAGCAUCUUUUGUUUAGUUAAGUUUAUCCCCUUUCUUUCCAUUUAUAUCCUACAAAAAUACUUAAGAUAUAUUUAAGUCUGUCUAUCUGUCUAUCUUUCUUUUACUGUCUGCUCUUUGGCACUUAUGAGACAUUGUAAUAUAGAGGAAUUCGAAUCUAACAAGAGUGAAUUCUGGCGGGAGUUUAAUCUUAUCAUUAUGUAAACUAUUCUGCGUCAUAUAUUGCUGGGACAACAUAUAGCUUCAUUUGCCUCUAUCUAGGUAUAAUAUUGCUUGUGUUUGGAUUUAGAUAGUAUAUAUACACAUUUAUAUAUAUAUUUUUAUGUAUAUUAGUGAAUAUUGACGUCUCCAUGACAGUUAUCAGAAACUCUUCUUACAGUAAUCUAUCAGGAUAAGCAAAUACUUUAAAAGCUGAAUGCAGUGAGAUGAAGAGUGAAUUAUUUCCUUAAUAUAUGCUACAAAUUAUUAGUACACUAUUAUUAGUCUAUUAAAUAUUAGUUUAUGUGCAAUAUCUUGAAAAAAUCACCGAUACAAGAUAUUAAAGGCAGCUCUCAUAUUUUCAAAAAAUAUUUCACGUCUUGAUAUUAUUGAUUUAUUUCCAUUUCGUUUUGUUUUUAUACAUUUUAAGAAUAAUUUGAGUCUUUUUGUUGAUAUAUUAAAGUCAAAACUGUAUGUUGCUUUGUUGCUUUGAUCUUAUUAUUUAGUUGUUGCAGUUACAGUAAAUAAGUGUUGGAACUCCGCUUAUUAUAUUACUAAAUUCCUCCUGGAGAGAUAAAUUCGUAAUUGGAUGAUAUUUAUAUAUAUACAAAGAUUUUAGUUGUGUUUUAUUUAUAUUACAUGACAGCAUAGGUAUAGCUGCUAUAUUAAAAACUUGCCUGAUAAUUGAGUAAAAUUUUAGGCGCUUGAUGUUUGAGCGGAGAUUCAAUGCCUUAUCUUGUCUUGUCUGGAGGUGACUGUAGUAAAAAUCUGGCUCAUGUUAUAGGUGAAGGAAUAUAUUUUAGUAUAUAUUUAUCGUAUGAUGCUUUGCUAUUUUUGUACGGUAGGCGGGAGGAAGGAACUAUAACUUUAGAAAAAUAAUAUUUUUCUCGAGGGGGGAGCGAUUUGUUUUGUACAAAUUAAACUAAGAGAAGAUAAUUACAAUUAUAUCUAAAUAAACCACAGCUUCAGCAUUUAUAAAUGUUAGAACAAUUAUCUGUUAAUACCUACAUUUGCAAGUUCUAUUGGUUGAUUGAAUUAUAUGAAGUGUGAUAAUUGAUCUCUGAAGCAUAUGUUGUUAUUAGGAAUUUAAUAUAGCUUUCCCUCUGAAUGUGUUCAAGUGUUUUAUUAUAUCGAUAUAUAUUGUUCAAUAAGAUAAAUUAAAA